CCUCCUGGCGCUGGACCUUAAUCCUUCCUGCUGCACUAAUUGGCCAAGAUCUGGGGACCGGGAACAAUUUGAACAGCACUUCAUGCUGGGUAGUCAUUGAAGAUGACUAUAUCUCACACCCAAAUGCUAGCAGCUGCUCAGCUGAUGUGUGAAAAGGACCAUGUCUCCAUUGAAAACCUUUCUGAGGAAUCUCUCAUCUCCAGAGAAGAGCUGGUUUUUGAAGAGGAUGAUAUGACCAAAUCUACCAGGAGACCAAAGCGUCAAAGGCCCGAGCUGCUUCACCCCAUCCCCCAGGAGGACAGUAUCAGAAAUGCUGCCUCUCAGUCAGAAGAGACUACAGAACUCACUCCCAGGGCUGCAACCACCUCAGAGGGAAAACUGGCCAAGCUCGGCCAUAAAAUCGGGAAGAAUCUGGACAAAACUGUAAAAGAAACCAUGAGCUAUCUGAAAAACCUACUCCCUCAUGCCUAUGAAGUCAUAAGGCCCUAA
Molecule: messenger RNA, 489 nt
Organism: Acinonyx jubatus (cheetah)
Lineage: Eukaryota; Metazoa; Chordata; Mammalia; Carnivora; Felidae
Product: glycosylation-dependent cell adhesion molecule 1-like
Exons: 3
Coding region: 103-489 (128 amino acids)
Source: RefSeq, a predicted model, not a curated record